This is a messenger RNA of Coregonus sp. 'balchen', 1643 nucleotides long. Lineage: Eukaryota; Metazoa; Chordata; Actinopteri; Salmoniformes; Salmonidae. The record is from the annotation of a GenBank genome assembly.
GUGGAACUGAGUUGAGGGAGACCGACGAUCUGAGAGGAGAGAGAAAGAGAGAGAAAGAAAGAAAGAAAGAAAGGAGACCAACCACAUCCUGAGAGGACCUGAGAAACACACAGUGGAACCUGCAAUUCACCCAUUUGGGUUUCUGGUUUCCCACCAAAGUAAAAGAAAGUCAAAACUCCACAUGGGCCUUUAAUGACAGAGUUGCCUGUGAUACUGGACUGUAGUGCAUCGGCGGCUAAGGACUUAGAAAGGGACACUGAGGUAAAACGUUGUACUUUUUUCCUGUGUUAUCAUUUAAACUAUCCAUGCAACAGUGGGAAGUCCAGGUGUCACAGUAGCAAACGAAGCCCAGAGCAGAGCUAGCUAAUUGGUUGAACAGCAGAGCACGGUGACGCUGACGAUGUCCUUCGCCAUGGUGCGGCCAGCGCCCAGCCGGUACCUGUACUCCGACAUCUCCAUGCUGUCCGAGGACGAGGAGAACGGCAACGAGAGCUCGGGCUCCGACGACCGCUCCUUCCGGCUGGACGCCAGAGGUUAUGACAUCAAGGUCGGGGGCCGCAAAAGGAAGCCGGGAAGCGUCGGAGCGGGCCGUCUGGGAGGGGGUCAGCUCCCGCCCCAGAUGUCACACUUGCAGGUCUCGGACGGAUCCAUCUCUCCGUCGAGCGGGCUGCCACGGCAGCGCAACGCAGCUAACGCUCGGGAGCGGGACCGCACCAACAGCGUGAACACGGCCUUCACCGCCCUGAGGACCCUUAUCCCCACCGAGCCGGCCGACAGGAAGCUGUCCAAGAUCGAGACGCUGAGGCUGGCGUCCAGCUACAUCUCCCACCUGGGCAACGUGCUGCUGGUCGGGGAAAUGUGUGGGGACGGGCAGCCCUGCCACGGGCAGCCCUCUUCUGCUCACUACUUAAAUCACCAUGGUUCGCCGGGGCCCGACGCAGAGAACUCACAGCCCAAACAGAUCUGCACCUUCUGCCUCAGCAACCAGAGGAAAAUGGUGAGUUGAGUUUGGCUGUAGAUAUCCCAUCUGUCCUCACCAUGCAUUUGCCAUCGUGUCACAACUAGGACAACCAAACACCACACAACUCUGACCUCUUCAGGGCAGUAAUAUCCAGCAAGUGGGAGUUUUACUUAGGACGCAUCAUGGUUCCUAUAUGAUUCUUUAAAGAAAAUUCAGACUAAAAAAAGCUUUCAAACCUACUCGAAGACAAGCAACCUUUAGAAAAUUCCACCCAUGAAAAAUAAACCUUUCCAAAAUGUGAAUUUAAAGAGUAUGAUAUGGGUCUCUGCUGUACCAGAGGGCAAGAUAACAGCCCCUCAAUACUCAGACAGUGAGAUGAGGAGCCUCAGUAGUCAAGCUUCAACUAAACCUCCUAACAAUAAGACCCUAAUCCCCAACUCUCAGAGACAAUUCUCCCAGACAUCUCAAUUUGGUGCCGGCAUUUAGUAGCACUUCCCAUUGUCUCUUUGGUCUGAGUAGUGAGAGACCGACUGAAGCGAGGCCAACGGAAAAUUAACAAGGAACUGUCACAGUGAAUACGAACACAUCAUCUCUCUCUCUCUCUCUCUCUCUCUCUCUCUCUCUUCCUCAGUAUACGCCUGGGCAGACUCUGGCUCAUAAAGCCAACACCAGGCCGAAUUAA